Syzygium oleosum is the source of this 1717-nucleotide messenger RNA. Its product is annotated as heat stress transcription factor A-5. Gene Ontology annotation, cellular component: nucleus. The record is from RefSeq and is a predicted model, not a curated record. NCBI's taxonomy places the organism in Eukaryota, Viridiplantae, Streptophyta, Magnoliopsida, Myrtales, Myrtaceae. The transcript is spliced from 2 exons. Gene Ontology annotation, biological process: regulation of transcription by RNA polymerase II. Gene Ontology annotation, molecular function: DNA-binding transcription factor activity; RNA polymerase II cis-regulatory region sequence-specific DNA binding. The coding region runs from base 91 to 1542 and encodes 483 amino acids.
AAACCUGACUCUCUCUCUCUCCUUCCCAAAAUUGGUGGAUUCUCUCUCUCUCUCUCUCUCUCUCUGCCUCUCGUUCUCUCCCUCCCCGCGAUGGACGCAGCGCCGCCGGCCGCCGGCGGCGGGGGCCCGGCGCCGUUCCUGCUGAAGACGUACGAGAUGGUGGACGACGCGGCGACGGACGAGAUCGUGGCGUGGAGCCCCGGCAAGGCGAGCUUCGUCGUGUGGAACCCCCCGGAGUUCGCUCGCCUCCUGCUCCCCACCUAUUUCAAGCACAACAACUUCUCCAGCUUCAUCAGGCAGCUCAACACCUACGGAUUCCGAAAAAUUGAUCCUGAGCGAUGGGAGUUUGCUAAUGAAGAUUUUGUGAAGGACAAAAAGCAUCUUCUCAAAAGCAUCCACCGCAGAAAGCCCAUCCAUAGCCAUAGUCAACCUCAAGGUUCGAUGGUGGACCCUGAAAGAGCAGCAUAUGAAGAAGAACUAGAGAAGCUUAACCAUGAUAAAAGUGCCCUUGAAGUAAAAAUUUUGAGGCUCAAGCAGCAGCAGUCUAUUGGGAACCAUCAUAUGGAGGAACUUAUCCGGCGAGUGGGAGGAAUGGAACAGAGGCAGGAGGAUUUGCUUGCAUUCCUGGAAAAAGCUCUCCAUAAUCCUAAUUUUGUCGAACAUCUGACUCGGAAAAUUGAGUCUCUGGAUCUAUCAGCAUAUAAUAAAAAGAGAAGGCUUCCCCAAACUGAUCAUGGAAGGCCAGUGGCGGAGAACAGUGUGGAUACUCAUAGUAGCUCAAGACCGGAGCUUGGAAAUAUUUUCCAGCAAGAUUUCUCAAAUAAGCUUAGGCUCGAGCUGUCACCUGCAGUUUCGGAUAUUAAUUUGGUUUCCAAUAGCACACAGAGUUCAAACGAAGAUGGGGGAAGCCCACGGAGAAUUACAUCAGAAAGUGACCCGAAAGAUGCUCCAAUGAGAACGGAGAGCCUUUUAUGUGCACCUGAAGUAUUAGAGCUUUCAGAUACGGGGACUUCCUUCACGUUCAAGAUGGAUUCAUCUAUGCAAAGGAAACCACCAGUAGAUGAAAGCCCAAGGAUGCAUUCAUUGCCUGUGAAUCUAGCUCCUGAAGAGGGAGACAACAAUGUUUCAUGCCAACUAAAUCUAACUCUUGCAUCUUCUCUGUCGCAAGUUGACCAAACUCAACAAUUUAAUCGUCUGAAUGUGUUAGGUCCAGAAAGUAGCAAGUCUCCAGAUGUGAGAUCAAAUGCCAGUAUCACAGAAUCUGGUUUUGGGGUUCUCCAGAAGAAUAGGAAUUCGGACGAAGAGCGUACAAAUUCCUCCUCAUUGCCUGAGGCUCAAAACAACAAACAAACUACAGCUCCUGCUUCGGGUAGAGUGAACGAUGUGUUUUGGGAACAGUUUUUGACAGAAAGACCCGGAUCUUCGGAGAAUGAGGACGCUAAUUCUAGUUACAGGGAAAACUCGUACGAUGUGCAUGAUGAUCGAAAACCAGGCCCUGGAAUGUCCAGAGAUUCUAAAAGCAUGGAGCGUCUCACACUGUGAGAGUAAAGCCGGAGCUGAAGAUCAAUGAUAAGCUUUCUUUGGGUUUCUUAUUGAUCAUCUUUGUGCAUUGUACAACAUGCUCAUAAUAUGAUUGUAUCUCUGGAUUUUGACAAAUCGCUCAUUUGAUGCAACAAUAAGGCCAUAGAAAAUGAAGUUACAUACACUGGUUCAUUUA